This is a messenger RNA of Candidula unifasciata, 1587 nucleotides long. The record is from the annotation of a GenBank genome assembly. NCBI's taxonomy places the organism in Eukaryota, Metazoa, Mollusca, Gastropoda, Stylommatophora, Geomitridae.
AUGUCAACAACAGUAAACGGAUUUAACUUGUCCCUACUGUACCUUCUGUGUACCUUAUGUGGACCUUGCUUAUCAAGUGUUUGCAAGACAAACGGCCCACUAGGUAUGAUCACAGGAACUAUCAGUGACUGGCAGAUUAGCUCCUCCUCAACUUACCCCAGUGAAUGGGACCGAGGUUGCCACGAAAAGUACGCUCGCCUCUACCUCCCAAACAAAUUUGGCUGGUGUGCAAAAUACAAAAGCUCUUCAGAGUGGCUGCAAGUAGACCUCGGUGUUGCAGCAAGGGUGACGGGUGUGAUGACGCAGGGUCGUGGAGACGGAACUGAGUGGGUGAGCCGGUUCAUGGUGUCCUACAGUAUGGACGCUUACCACUGGAACUACAUCACAGACAGCUAUGGUAAUCAGUGGUUGUUUGAGGGCAACACAGAUUCCUUUUCGGUCAAACACAACUACUUGGACAGACCAAUCAUUGCUCGGUAUAUCAAGUUUCACACUGUUCAGUGGAAUAGACACCCAAGCAUGCGAGUAGAGAUUAUGGGAUGUCAGUUAUGCAAGGAACCGCUAGGACUUCCCCCAUACGGAAAAAUCACAGCUUCUUCUUUCAGAAAAUUUAAAUUUGGAAGUUCGUGCCAACCAGAAGAUGGCCACAUACUCAGCAGCAAAGCCUGGUGUCCAAAGACACAGAACGAUACGCAGUGGUUACAGAUUGAUGUUGGGCCCCCAACUCUUAUAACAGGUAUUAUAACCAAAGGCAGGGGAGAUACCAAGAAGAAGCACUGGGUGCAGAGGUUCAGGAUUGCUUACAGCAAUGAUACCCGACUGUGGUAUAGUUACAAGGAUGCACAUCAUCUAGAUCCUAAGUUGUUUGGUGGUAACACUGACAAAGAUACGGAGAGAGUACAUUUCCUCAACAGUCCGUUUGUGGCACGAUAUGUCCGAUUCCAGCCAGUGGAGUGGCGAGGGAAGAUCAGCAUGAGGGCAGGUCUCCUGGGCUGUCCAUUUACAGGAGACUGCAGCGAAGGCUUCAUGAGAGUCAAUGAUGAUACUCCCUGUAUUGAAAACCUAGCAUUCAAAAAAGACAGCUGGAUUAACAAGAAGACAUUGUAUAAGCGACACAUUCGUCACAAGCUGCCAGAGGGUCAUGCUGACCGUGCUGUUGAUGGAGACCUUGACCUCAGGCUGCAGAGCUGUACUAUUCUAGAUAAUCUGUAUGGGAAAUACCCACUGUGGACUGUUGACCUAGGUCAUAAAACAACAGUGUCUGGUGUUAUCAUCUACACUUGGCAGGGAGAUGGCCAAGAAAAAGCAGCAUCCUUUCGAGAAUACAUGAAAAAUCUUGACCAGCUUGUGGUUUACGUGGAUGACAAAAUACAGAAGAAAGAUGAUGAGCAUGAUGAGUCCUACGCUUCUGGUAACAUGUGCAACUACAUCUCAUCCUUGAAUAAUGCCCUUUUCAACGAGAAGCUGUUGCUACAGUGCGUCAGGACUCACGUCGGCAGAUAUGUUCUUAUCGAAGCCUGGGGCAGACAGAUAGGCUGGUCAAGGUUGUUUGGGGCCGUUUUAUGUGAAGUUCAAGUCUUCAAUUGA